Molecule: messenger RNA, 870 nt
Organism: Fusarium keratoplasticum
Lineage: Eukaryota; Fungi; Ascomycota; Sordariomycetes; Hypocreales; Nectriaceae
Product: FAA-hydrolase domain-containing protein
Exons: 5
Coding region: 1-870 (289 amino acids)
Molecular function (GO): catalytic activity
Source: RefSeq, a predicted model, not a curated record
AUGCCAGCCUUCUCCAGACUCGUCCGGUUUCUUGCCAAAGAUGACCGAAUCUACUACGGUGAUGCCAUCCUCCCCGACGGCGAGGCCAACAUCGCCAAAGCGAAAAAGGCGCAUGUGAUCACCGGUGAUGUCUUUGGGGACCACAACGUUACCGAUAAGAUUGUCGAUAUUCGCCUUCUUCUUGCUCCGCUGGCAACGGAGGAUGUCGGUACUGUGAGAUGCCUUGGCUUGAACUACACGCAGCAUGCCAUUGAGACCAAGAUGCCUAUUCCCAAAUUUCCCGUCCUUUUUUACAAACCCAAGUCAUCGCUCUCAGGACCAUCCGACCCUAUCCCCAUUCCCGCAAGAGCGCAGACCGGCCAAUCACUGGAUUACGAAUGCGAGCUUGUCAUCGUCAUUGGCAAGCAGGCCCUUGACGUUUCCGAAGAUGAUGCAUUGGAUUAUGUCCUGGGUUAUGCUGUUGGCAACGAUGUAUCUCACCGUGACUGGCAGAUCAAAUUCGGCGGAGGCCAAUGGUCUCUUGGCAAGGGCUUCGAUGGAUGGGCGCCUUACGGGCCCGGUAUCGUGACCAAGGACGUCAUCAAAGACGGCCAGAACCUCAACAUCUGGACCAAGCUCAAUGGAGAGACUGUGCAGAACAGCUCCACCAAAGACCAGAUAUUUGGCAUCAAAAAGGUCAUCUCGUUUUUGAGUCAGGGUACCACUUUGGAACCUGGCGACCUCAUCUUUACCGGAACCCCCGAAGGAGUUGGAAUGGGAAGGAACCCACCCCUCUGGCUCAAGGAUGGGGACGUUGUCGAGGUUGGCCUCGAAGGAGUUGGGUCAAUCACAAAUGCGGUUGAAUUCGGAACCCCUAACGCGAAGAUCUAG